AAAGAUUAAGAUGUUACUGUGUUGGUCGGUGUUCUCUUCCACGCAGGACGUACAGGGAAAUCGUACGAUGAAAGAUGGCAUGUUACUCUUCAAGAAAAAUGCGUUCCUGUUUUAGUCUACUUGGUUCUGUCCUAAAAAAUGGGCAACUCGGCGUCAUCACUUUUGGGACGUUUUUGGGCCGCGCAAUCGUAUGAACCGUAAACAUUACGGACCUCCAGCACUCAUUUUUCAAUCUGCUCGCUUCAGGUCAAGUCGGUUCGAGCCAGACCGGCAGAUCCACCCACCGCCAUGACGGCCGAGGACACGCUCACGCCCAUGGAGACGAUCGAGGGCACGCCCAAGAAGUCGUGCAAGCUGGAACCGCCGAGUCUUAAGCGUAUUGUGCUCAACCCGCGCGCGUACCUGACGCCCUUCGUGGUGUUCAUCAUCUUCCACCAUCUGCCCAUGUUUCUAGCCUUCGGACUCAUCGACAAGCCUCACGAAGGCUACGAUAAUUGCGACAGACUUAAGGACCUUUUCCGCUGGCUGCAUGUAGCCUUCCUCUUCCAUUUAAUCCUGGCCUGUAUGAUGUUCGCCAGCGUCGUCUACACGCUCUCAACACGUGUAUACCACGAACGUCGACCAGAGGGAUGGUUAAUUCUUACGAUUUUCUUGGGCUACUGGGCUAACCUGGGCUGGACUCUCUACGGUGAAGCCGCUAUGCGCACAGACACGAGUGUCUGCGGUGAUACGAACUGGGAGCAGGUGCAGGACCGCGCCGACUCGAUCGGUUACUUCCAGCACUUUGACUUUGUAUUUACAGUGUGUAUUAUCAUGGCUGGAGCCUGCACGUCCUACAUGUGCGGCGUACACAGCGGAGAUGAUGCCGCUGAGGCGGAAAAGCGCUGGCAGAAGCGCUGCUUGUGUUGUUUCCAUGCCUUUACUUGCCGCAAGACGAUGGAAUAUGAAGGCGACGACGACGUCUUUGAGACGCUGGGACGUGUGUUGGGUAAAUUCUUCGUCGUGAGGUAUAAAACCAACCGGUACGAAGGCUUGAGCUUCACGGACUUGAAAUUCAGCCUGGAUCUGGUGUCUAAAGUCCAGAAAAAAGAGCGUGAACACGAGACUGAACGCAGAGCUGAACUAGCAGCUCAAGGGAUCCCAACUGUGCAGCAUUUCGCUCCUGAUGAAGAGGAGAAGCGACUCAGUGACUUGGCCUUCUACUGCAAAAUGGCUAUCGGUAUCUACGGCUGGCCCAUUUACGUUUGGUACUCGCCAUGUUACUGGUUCCGGAUCUUCGGGUGCUUCAAGAAACCCUUGGAGGAGCAGGUCUUCGAGCACGACAACUUUCUACACGGCAACCGUGCGAGUUUCGUUAACUAUACUGGAGUCAAGGACUCGGAUCUCGUGUACUUGAACUGCUACAAUUUCGUCUUCCAGGCGCCGUACUGUAUUGUCAAGGACAAGAGCCGCAAGGAGCUCAUCAUCAGCGUACGUGGUAGCAUGUCCUUCUACGACUAUGUGACGGACGGAUUGGCCCAAAUUGUGCGCAUGGAGCCUAGUGAACUCCCGGACGACAUUCCGUACUCAUUUGACACACGUACCCAUUACGGAAUGCUUCGGACGGCGCGUCAGAUCUUCAAAGAUCUCCAGGAAGGCACUCGUAAGGCUGUUUUCUGGGACUUUGCCAUGGCUAACUGCUCUCCUGGAGGCCUUACAGAUGACGAGGAAACAGACUGGAAAGUAGUGGUCUGUGGACACUCCAUGGGCGCUGGAGUGGCCUGUAUCCUUGCCAUCUUACUGCGCAAGAUGUUCCCCAACACAAAAGCCUUCUUGUACGCGUCACCGCCACUGUUUGACCCUGAGACUGCUGCUUGGACUAGGACGUUUGCGACGACCGCAGUGUAUGGAGAUGACAUCGUGCCACGUCUCUCUAUUGCGAACAUGGCUCGACUGCGAGAUGAGAUGGCUAUUCACUAUGAUGCAGUGGCCAAUGAACCGCUGUAUAAGGUGAAAUACGGAGUCCAUGGCAAGUUAAAAGACUUGAAGGAAGAGCGUGAACAACCAGUAGCAGCAGCUGGUCCAGAGCCAAGCGCUCGUGGAACGUUGGGUGGACUCCCCACUGUACUGGAGACAGCAAAUUCGAUGAAUACGGGAACGUCGACGAUGAUGGAUACAUCAUCGGGAUCAUUUAUCAACAACUCGUUUAUCGGUGGUUCACUAACACCGACAGACUUUGGAGCUUCGGGCGUUAACGUCAUCAAUCGCCCCUCACGCGAUUUAAGUAACGCCACAAUGAUCACACUGCCACAGGAGGACUCGAGUCAAGAAGUGGACGUACCUGGUGAGAUCGUCCACAUUCAGACCGUGAAGAUGGCACGACGCUGUGGCUGUACAGUGUUCCUGGGCGAACAGAAGCUCCAGUAUACACUGCGUGAAGCGAGCUAUUUCCGCCGUAUUUGGGUCACGCCACGCUCCGUGCAGGACCAUUUGUUUCACCACUACGACCGCAAGAUUCGUUAUCUCGUGAACGAUUGCAUGGACUUCGAGACUCCUGUGGCGGCGCAUCGACCUAGCGCUAGUGCCAGUGCGAGAACGUCGUGGGUUGACGACUCGGAACGGGAUAGUAAGGAAAAGUCACCUGGCACGCCCCAGGCGAACUACAAGGACAUCGAAGCUGUCGUGUAAAACCCUCCGAGAAGGAGGACUGUAAAGUAUUUGAACGCGAUUGAAGCGUUACUCAAAAUUUAAACAAGUUACCUUUUCCACUUCAACUUGUGGUGUGGGACACAUAUUAGGGUGGUGCACAUAAAUUUAGGUCCCUACAAUUUCAACCAAUCAGAGGGUGCAUGAGCGUCACAUCAAGUGCAAAAGUAUCC
This is a messenger RNA of Phytophthora nicotianae INRA-310, 2858 nucleotides long. RefSeq lists its product as hypothetical. NCBI's taxonomy places the organism in Eukaryota, Oomycota, Peronosporomycetes, Peronosporales, Peronosporaceae. The transcript has 2 exons. Gene Ontology annotation, biological process: lipid metabolic process. The record is from RefSeq and is a predicted model, not a curated record. The coding region runs from base 289 to 2667 and encodes 792 amino acids.